Molecule: messenger RNA, 1582 nt
Organism: Oryza brachyantha (malo sina)
Lineage: Eukaryota; Viridiplantae; Streptophyta; Magnoliopsida; Poales; Poaceae
Product: autophagy-related protein 18a
Exons: 4
Coding region: 44-1348 (434 amino acids)
Biological process (GO): autophagy of mitochondrion; protein lipidation; protein localization to phagophore assembly site
Cellular component (GO): extrinsic component of membrane; phagophore assembly site membrane; cytosol
Molecular function (GO): phosphatidylinositol-3,5-bisphosphate binding; phosphatidylinositol-3-phosphate binding; protein binding
Source: RefSeq, a predicted model, not a curated record
CGACCUCGCGACGAGCUCCCCGCCGCUUCCCAUUUUGCCCCCCAUGGCGACGCCGCCCGACGCCGCGCCGGCCCCACCAAACCCUAGCCCCGCCGACCACCCGCCGCCGGCGACGGACGCGGAGCAGCCCCUCCCCACCACCUCGAUCGACCCCACCCCCUCUGGCGACGAGGAGCGCGACGCGGAUGACUCCUCGUCCUCGUCCGCACCGCCCGCCGCCGCGGCCGCCGGAGGUGGUGGGGGAGGCGAGAGGGCUCCCCAGCCCCCCGCGGCGAAGGACCUCCUCCACAUCUCCUUCAACCAGGACUACGGGUGCUUCGCGGCGGGGACUAAGUCGGGCUUCCGCAUCUACAACUGCGACCCGUUCCGCGAGAUCUUCCGCCGGGACCUCGCGGCCGCCGGGGAGAGCGGCGGCGGCGGGAUCGGCGUCGUGGAGAUGCUGUUCCGGUGCAACAUACUGGCGCUCGUCGGCGGCGGCGACAGCCCUCACUACCCGCCCAACAAGGUGAUGAUCUGGGACGACCACCAGAGCCGGUGUAUUGGGGAGCUCUCCUUCCGCUCCCCGGUGCGGGGCGUCCGCCUCCGCCGCGAUCGCAUCAUCGUCGUCCUGGAGAACAAAAUCUUCGUCUACAACUUCGCAGACCUGAAGCUUGUUCACCAGAUCGAGACGGCGCCCAACCCGAAGGGCCUCUGUGCGGUGUCGCAGCAGCCUGGGUCGAUCGUGCUGGUUUGCCCCGGUGCGCAGAAGGGGCAGGUUAGGGUGGAACACUAUGGCGCCAGGAAGACCAAGUUCAUCAAUGCGCAUACUUCCCGUGUCGCGUGCUUUGCAUUAUCGCAGGACGGGAGGCUGAUUGCUACUGCCAGCACCAAGGGGACACUCGUCAGAAUCUACAAUGCUGCCGAGGGCAAUCUCCUACAGGAAGUAAGGAGAGGCGCUGAUAGAGCAGAAAUAUAUAGCUUGGCAUUCUCCAACAAUUUGCAGUAUUUGGCUGUAUCAAGUGAUAAAGGAACAAUACAUGUAUUCAAUCUAAAGAUAAAUGUUGGUUUAACCACGAACGAUAAGCCCCUGCCUGCUCCAGAUCCUGACGUUCCACAUAUUAGUCCAUCUCUUUCUUUCAUUAAGGGUGUGCUACCAAAAUAUUUCCAUUCUGAGUGGUCUGUAGCUCAGUUUAGACUUCAUGAGGGGGAGCAGUAUAUCGUAGCAUUUGGGCACGAGAAGAAUACCGUGGCAGUUGUUGGGAUGGAUGGAAGCUUCUACAGAUGCCAGUUCGACCCGGUGAACGGAGGAGAGAUGCUGCAGCUGGAGUGCUACAACUUCCUAAAACCAUCAUCGGAUCAACCGCAGUAGCAGCAGCCCAAAGCAGCACCCGUAUUUCUGCCAUGUAUCAGGGUUGUACAGUAACCUUUGCGCCCUCUCGUUUCUCCUAACGAGGGUGUUGAGCAAAGACAAAAUAUUAUUAUUAUUAUUAUUUGUAAAUAUAUCUUAGUGGUGAUUCUACAAGUAUGCUCUGUUGAGGGUUAAAAGGAACCCUUGCGCAGAUGAACAUAAUAAUACUACCACGUUAGCAAAAUUCUUGUUAUA